AUGUCUCGAGGAGUUUCGAUUGUUCCCUUGAAAUUCCCCCCUUACCUCCAUUCUCGAGUGUUUCUCCCCACCUUCGGCCACGUCGUCCACAUAACCUUCCCCGCUGACACCCCCACUACCCUCCCCCUCCACCCCGCCCCUGUCACCUCCCCUCCCUCUCCCCAUGCCAGUGUUUGUCUCAUCAUCAGUCUUCCGAUUCUCUUUCCAUUUACCAUUCUCAAGAAAUUGGUUGUCUUCACCACCACCAUCCGCACUACCACUAUGGCUUCCCUUCUCGCCACGCCUGUGCGCGGCCUUGCCGCUGGAUUUGCUUCAAAUGCGGAGUCUUCGGACGCGUCGACGUACGCGGUGCGAUCCUCAUCGUCGUCAUCCGCGCGCCUCGCCUCUUUCCGCGGUACAGGAUUCGAUCCCCUCCGCCACGUCCGCGCGUCGACAUAUCGCCGCCGUGCAUCCGCCGCGAUUCGGCAGGUCUCGGCAUCUGCCGACAAAUCUGCAUCAGAAGCAUCGUCAGCGACUGAAGAAAAGUCUUCCGUUACUAGCCCUUUCGCGGGAAAGAAGAUUUCGACCCUGCUAGCAGCCCGCGCCGCAGCCGCUUCUAAGGCGGCAACUAGCAGCUCAUCGGGAUCUCCCUCCACUGCCGAAGCACCAGUAUCGCCACCCGCAGCCGCCGAAAGCGCAUUUCCCGCUCCCCCCACACCGGCUUUCCCCUCGUCGUUCGCCAAAAGCCUCCCCGCUUCUACCCCUACCUCCCCGUUCGCAUCCCCCGCUGCAUCCGCUUCCCCUUCACCUCCCCGCGCCAGCCCGGCCCCCACUCCCGCACCCGCGGAUCGCUCGUCCGUGAAUGCCGUUGUUGGAGGUACAAUCACGCCGAAAGUUUCCUUCCGCGGAAAGGCGAUCGUUGAUGCUUUCAAGCAAGGCAGCGGCGGCAGCGCGAAAGGCGGCGCCAGCAAAGGCGUGGCCGGCGUGACCGCGUCGUCAUCAGCUUCAGAUCCCGCGGACGGCAGAGUGCGCAUGGGGUCCCCGCGCGCGCCGGCGAACAUUUUUAACGAGGUGGCGCGGACGCCGGAGGAGAUCGAGGCGGAGAAAUGGCGGUUUCAGGUGGUGGGGAGGGGGGAGAAGUGGCUGGGGAAGGGGGGAAGGUGUGUGAGGGAUGCGUGUUCAGCCUAG
Molecule: messenger RNA, 1167 nt
Organism: Closterium sp. Naga37s-1
Lineage: Eukaryota; Viridiplantae; Streptophyta; Zygnematophyceae; Desmidiales; Closteriaceae
Source: the annotation of a GenBank genome assembly